AAGAUAUAUUCUCUCUCGAAAAAUCGAACCGAGCGGACGUAUCGCGCGUGCCGCGUAGAUACAAUACACAGCCCAUAGAUACAAUUUCCCCUGGCUCGGAGGUGGUGUGUAUUGCAGCAGAAGCGAAGGUCUCUCUGCGUGCGAGAGCGUCUCGAGUCCGUGAAAAUUCAAUAAAACAAAGAGCCAAGUGAAAAUCGGUUCGCAAAACGCCAAUUGUCUGGCGAUACGAGAGGAAAAUCAGAGAAAUCAAAAACUGCCAGUAGGUAAAACUGUGUGUACAGCUUGAAAAACCGUUAUGUGUGUGUUGUUGUGCGCGUGUGUGUGAUUCUUCCGACGCGAUGCGCUUUAAUUAAUAUCAAUAAGAAGUGCAAAAAAAUACAACUUUGUCUGCUGGAAAAGUAUCUAAACCCAAUUAUUCGCCGAAGAGCAUUCGUUUUAAUUCGAUUGACACAGGCGAGCGAAAGAGAGGGAGAGGGGAGCUUAAGGAGAGAGAGAGCCCCAACACCAGUGCAGAAGCGAAAAUAUAACGGUGGUGGUGGAGCAGCCAGCGGCAGCAACAACAAAAACAUGCAAAUGUAGCGCCGCUCUGCGCUCUUCGCCGCUUUGCUUUUGCGCAGAGAACCCACCAAUUCGCCGCAGCUGUGUGUGUUUGGAAACACCUUGCUCCAAUAUUUUAACACCCCCCCUCGGAAAUACCCGAUUUUGCACGACCAUCGCUGUUUCAGUCUCAGUUUCGGUUCGCUUCGUGCGCUUUCUGCUGCCCUGCAGCGGAAAAUUCAACGAAAAAUCACUGGGCAACUUGCAGAAACCAAAGCUCCCCAAAAAGUAAAAAAUAAAGAACGGAAGAAAGAAGGGAAAAGAAACCCGAAAACGGGCAACGAUUCUUGCAUUUUCCAAUGCUGGUUGGCUGCGUUUUGCACGCGAUUUCCUCUGUUGCUGCAUUUUCAUCCAAAUCCAAAUCGAAACCCAAGACAACAAGAAGAACGAGUAAAACCAGGAGAACGGCAAGAAGAAGAGCGCCCAGCGCAAGCGGAGGAAGAAGAAGCAGCAGCAGCAGCAGCUCCAACAUUGUCGCCGCGACGUCAGCGUCGCUGCAGCGCCGCAGCUUCAUCAGCUAGCCAUGAACUACAACUACAGCAACAACAACUACAUCUGCAGCAGCAUCAGCCCCAACAACAGCAGCAACUACAACAACAACGAAGGCAGAGAACAGGACAAGGAGCAACCAAUGCAGGCGGCACUAAGGACGGCGAGCUCCAGCUCCACCAGCUCUACAACCACAUCCACAUCCAAGACGAGAGCAGGAACAACGUCGUUAAUCUAUUUACCGCCUUUCUGCUAUCCAUGUAAGCAUGUGCCUGCGGCCGGCACCAGUCGGAGUAGGAGUCGAAGCCAAAGCCAGACUUUGAGCCAUGGCAGCGGGAGUUGCCGGGGCAGCUGCUGUUGUCCGCCCGGCUGGGAACAUAAAAAUUAUGAUAAACAUGCUUCAGCGGCGACGUUGACACCAGCAGCAGCAGUAGAAGGAGCAGCAGCAACCGCAACCCCGACAACAACAGGACCUGCAGGGGCAACAAUGUCCUCCUCGUGGUCUGUGAAAUUCCUGGGGCAUGGCAGCACCGAUCUCCGGCAGACGUCGCAAUUAGUUAUGCCCACUAUCGCUGGCGGGGAAGACGGCGGCGUCUUGGAAUGUGGCAAGCGAUGCUGGCGACGUGAGCGAAUCCGGCGCGAAGGACCAAGUCAUGCGUCUGCGGCGUCAUCGCUGGCCCAGGUAAAUCCAAUCAGCACUAGCCCAGCAACAAUAGAUGAUGGAGCAUCGGGAGAAGGAAAAGGAGUAGGAGUUGGAGCAACAGCAACAGCAACAGCAACCGCGCACAAUUCGCAAACAACGACAACGACAGCAAGGGGCACAACUGGUGCAGCAUUGCCGCAUGAUGAAGAGAAUGAUGAAUGUAGGUGCUUUAACUAUAACGGUGAUAUUAGUCUGGAUCGGCGGGGCGAGGCCGCGGAACUUUCCGGCAUUACGUGGCUGAUGUUCUUGUGGCAGCAUCUGCUGCCGGGCAACGGAAACAACAGCAUCUACACCCCAACCCACACCCACACCCCAACCCACGAAUCCUCCAGCUUACCAGCGGGGACGACAACGAAAACAGCCAGCAGGAGCAGGAGCUGCGCCAUGACGUCGACAAAAAGUUGGCUGGGACCGCUGCUAAUGCUGCUUUUGGCCACGUCCGUCAGCGGCUGGGGCGGUCGACAAGAUGCGCCCACAAAUUGCACGUUUCCGGCACGAUGGGAGGGCUCCUGGUUCCUGUCCGGCUAUCAGCAAUCCAUACACAUCAAGGGCUCCCAGUUCAGCUAUCGCGGCAGGUGUGCGGCCUCCGAUGGUAACAAAUAUCUGAUUGUCGACGAGAAAGGAUGUCAUCGUUGCCUGGUUAUCUAUGAGAAGCAUAAAAAUGUGCUCCAAUAUAAAGAAAACUUUUGCAAGGGCCGUGAGACUUUACAGAAUCUCUGCGACCAGAUACCGGGCGAUGCCCUGCUCUACUCGCUGUUCCGGGAGAGUGCCGAGCCGGUCAAGUGUCCGCUCAAGGGACCCUUCAUCUUUACGUACAAUCGAGGCCACGGGGAGUGCAAGUCGCCGGUGUCCAACAUUGAGAGCUGCACGGAGGAGAGUCGCCUCCUGUUGAGCUUCCAGGCCUGUCCCGAUGUCCAGGGCACUGAGAGUACGGUGGAGGAGCUGACUUGCCUGGCAACCUGGAAGGACGGCAACUCACGCUAUUUGGUCGGCCUCGUCUCGCACCACCAUGCCAUUUCGAACGAGGAGCGCUAUCGCUGCUUUGUCUACGAGAAAAUCUCCUCGCUGAUGGGCGGCCCCAGCAUGCUCAGCUCGAAGGAUGCCGAAUAUAAGCUGGCCCAAUCCGGCGACGCCACUUGCAAUGGCUUAGACAGUGCCGAGGUUGGCUCACGUAUCAUGUCGCUGCGAAAGCCGCCCAUCGCCGAGCGCUGCGACUUCCCGGCCUGGUUCAAGGGUCCGCGCCACUGGCAUGCCCUCAUGGGCAAUGCCGUCUACAAUUAUCAUUCCAAUGACGGGUCCGUGCACAUUAUUAAGCCCAACGGCUAUAUGGAGACACGUGCGCUCUGUGAGCAAAUAAAUAAACAGACCCCGACCGAAAUGAUGGCCGUGGUGCACUACACCACCGGGUGCCAAUCGGGAUUCAUGUGCAUGAUGUUCUACCGCCGGGACACGUUCGUCAUCGAGAUACAGACGGGCAAGCCGGCGAUUCGCCUGGAGGAUGCCUGUGCACCGGAUCACUUUGACAUCAAUAAGAUGGCCUACAUUACCUUGCUGGCAAGCAAUCCCGACCUGGCCAUUUGUCCCAUGGAGGGCAUCUACACGCUACGUGGCGCCAUCGGACCGCCGUAUCUGGCCACGCGCCACAAGCGCAAUCACAAUGGGAAGUCGCAUCUGGGCCACGGACAUCAUCACCACGAGGGCGCUGACUCGGGAAAUUUCGGACAUAAAGGACACAGUUCGCUGAGUUUUCGCAAUGCCGAGCGCAUGGAGCGUGGCUCCUGGCAUGCCAAUACCCGAGGUCUCCCGGUUCGCAGUCGACGCAAUGCGCCCAAGGAUCCCCAGGUCCAGGAGCAGGUGCAGGAGCAGGAGCAGGCCUUGGUCCUGGAAAAGGUCAACAGCAGCGAUACUAGCGUGGGAUUUGUGGCCACGCGGAAUCGACGCGAUGUCCCCGGCUGUGUGCCCAACUACAAUGCCCAAAGGCAACUCUGGGUGGGCUGUACGGCGGAGAACAUGAUAGACGUCAGUCCGCUGUGCAGCGUGGAUGGUGAGGAGGAGUACUCCUGUCACGGAUCCUGGAGCGAGAACAGCACCUUCUACAUCAUAGCUCGGCACAAGGGCAGCAAGCACGGAGUCUGUCUGACCUAUCGACCCACGGAGGGCACCGCCGCCAAGCUGGUUGUGGGCGAUGCCUGCUAUCGGGGCACCCAGAAGCCACCCGAUCAUCAUCUAGAGGCCAAUCUGUCAGUUUUGGGUAAAUGUGGCGAGACUGGUGCCAGUGGCGCGAGGAUUCCCCUGGCCAACUGGCUGCUCCUGGUGGCGAUGGCGUCAUGGCUUCACCUGCGCAGCUGAGGGACAAGUGGCAGCUACAGCAACUAGAAACAACUUGAGAUAGGCCGCUAAGCGUGACAAGCCAAAGCGCUACGUAUACAUCACUAAUUCCCCGAAACCAAAUCCCAUUAUGAUCGACAUGUAUACAAGACACAUCUAAGACUUAUUGUAUAUUUCGUGUAGUAUGUGUAAGGCGAAAUCGAACCACUUCGCACUGGUUUGGCUGUAUAUAACGUAUUGUUUUUUUCUUUAGUACUGAUACACACUUUUGUUUAGUUCUAAGUGCUUAAAAUAAACAAGAUUUCGAUAAAUUAAGACAAGCAGGAGCACACACAAUAUGGAAAAUGGUUUGCAAUACAGCCUUAGAUCAGCGCUAUUUGUAUUAGGCCUAGUAAAACGCGUCUAUUACUAAAAGUAGCGCCACUAUUAACGCGAGUAUGCUGCAAAUGCUGUUUAUUUAUAGUACGAUUACCCACUAAGCAUUGAGAGCAUAAAAACACAAUCCAGAGAAAAGACAUCAGAACUAUACGAAUACAAGCUAAAAGCUUCUUCGUUUUGUUUUUUGAAAUCAUCUUGUAGCGUGUUUUAUGGCAUGUAUUUUUUAUAUAAUUUCCAAAAUGUUUCCUACAACAAAGUACAUAUGAAACACAGGACGAAGGCGGAACAUUUUAAACUACAUAUAAAUAUGAAAUGAUUCGGAGCAAGUCCGAUCUCGCGAUGCUUUCAAAAUGUACAAACAGGCAAAUGGCCAAUAUGGUUGGCCAUUCGAUUAAAAUGCUGCGUACAGCACCGCAUACAUAUGGCAUAUAUACAUAUAUAUGGCGUAAAUAUACAAUAUAUUUUUAUGUACAAAAACGCAAAAUCGUACAUACAUACAUACGAGUAUAUAUAAUGAAUAACGUUUUGCAUAGGAUCGCAUUGGUUUCAUAAUACAUAAUUAAUACCUUGCAAAAUACGCAUAUAUUGUAUGAUUCAUUGUAACAGUUAUAUAUACUGGCAAGCAUAUAUACCUAGGCAUGUAAGUGAAGCAGAAGUGAGGAAUUCGAGCAACUUUGAUAAGUAGAGGCACACCACUUUCAUAAUCAAUCAACUAACUUUGUAAGACACAACACAAAUCAACUCAACACUCAACCAAACGAAUGAAAGACAGAUGGUGUCGGAUCGGUGGCGAAGGAAGCUAAAAUAAUUAGAGUGUUUAAGACAAUUAAGCGGUGAUAUAGGUCUAGAAUAAACAACUGUGUAAAUCUCUGACAGAAGCAGAAGCAGUAUAGAACAGAACAGCCGGACAACAUCUGCUAGAGUUUGAGAUAAUGAGGAAUUAAUGAUGAUCAAGUGUAUCCAAAGGAUUUCAAAAACUAGCAUUUUUCUCUCGAUGUAGUAAGCAAGAAUUUUGCCCCAAAUUCCAAAACGAAAACUAAUAGAACCGAGUAUCGAGUAACGAGCAUCGGCAUCGGUAGCGAGUAAACAAUUAAGGAGUAGCAAGGACAUAAGCAGAGAGAGGAAAGAGAGACCCCUUCAAGGCAACUAGUCAAAAUUUAUGAAGCGUAACUUUGAGUUCCAUGUAAAUAGCGAAUGUAAUGCGAAUUGACCCCGGUACGCGGUACGAUGUGUGUAUACAUAUGUAACUAAUUGCUAGUUAGCUAAAGGACGAGAGGAUUGUGGCAGGACACCAACAUGCACAGUGGCGUACGGAACAGGAGGGUUACUUUCUAAGUACUAUGUAUACAUUCAGCAACACUUAUAUAGAAAUACGAAGAUAAUGAAUUAUAAACUCGAACAGCAGCCAGAAUGUGGCCGAGACCCAAUAGGAAUACACUAGGAACCGGAACCGGAAAUAAAAACAGAAACAGAAACAUAAGGGCAGAAGCAGCAGCACUCCAUAUCGUUGUGGCCAGACAAAUCAGUAGUCGUGAUGUACAAAAUUGUACAAUGAUGAUCGGAUGACGGAGUAGCAGCCGCUGUGCUUGAGCAUUUUUUUGAGUGUACCUCUCUCUAAAUAGGCAUUUCCAUUUGUUGUCAGCUUUUAAAACGUAAAUACGAGCAUAUUAAAUAAUAAUAAAAGCAUUUUAAAGAGGAAAACCGAAACCCACAUGAAUCAAACGAAAUAUCGAAUAAAACUUCAAGUCAAGGGACACUUUUUAAGCCCAACCCCUUCGGCCAGGAUUAAAAGUCCGAUUGGCAGACGCUUUGCUGGUUUAUUUUGCAAUUGUUAAACUGAGACACUUUACUGUCCCCUCAUCCUCCAACUCCAACCAUCCCCCAACUUCGAUUUCCAACUCAGCUAGAGAACCAGCCUUAGUUUGUCUUCUUGUGUCAUUGUCAGAACCUUAGUGUGUUAUUGAUGUUCCAAACGGUCUCCACAAAUGUAUUCGAAUGUUUCUAAAAACUGCUAUUUAAUUAAACGAAAUACGAAAAAAAAAACCUAAAUCCAAACCAAACAUAAACGUGCAAACAUAUUUUUGUAAAUAGACGAAGCAACGCUUGAAUUUUUAUCCAGUUUUUGUGUAUGGCCAACUGCAGUCGACUUAUGGGUGGUGGGCGGCCAGGCUCAGCUUGUGGGCGUGGCCGGCCAUCUGAGUGUGAACGCUAAGCAUUAGGGUUAAGUGAUUUUUAUAUUCAAAGCGAUUUUAUAAAUCAUUUUAAUUGUCUAUUUUAACGAGUGCAGCAAGCUGAAUGAAGAGGAAACGAAACAGAUUAUGCCGUCGGUUUAGUUCAUGUGUGUGAAGAAAAAUGUAUGCAAUUUUUGUCAAUAAUUGAAUGUUUUGAAUACUGUGUUCUUACCUUGUUUGGAUUUGUUUUUUAAGCUAAUAUAAAUACAAAUACAAACUAAUUAAAAAUAUA
Drosophila takahashii is the source of this 6958-nucleotide messenger RNA. It is a transcript of the gene aus, whose product is annotated as argus. NCBI's taxonomy places the organism in Eukaryota, Metazoa, Arthropoda, Insecta, Diptera, Drosophilidae. The record is from RefSeq and is a predicted model, not a curated record. Gene Ontology annotation, biological process: autophagosome-lysosome fusion.